This is a messenger RNA of Acipenser ruthenus (sterlet), 3519 nucleotides long. RefSeq names its product procollagen galactosyltransferase 2. Gene Ontology annotation, molecular function: procollagen galactosyltransferase activity. The transcript has 12 exons. The record is from RefSeq and is a predicted model, not a curated record. Bases 250 to 2094 code for a protein of 614 amino acids. Lineage: Eukaryota; Metazoa; Chordata; Actinopteri; Acipenseriformes; Acipenseridae.
CCUAUAAUAAUCACACUAAUUGAUUUUCUUUUUUUUAAAUAAAACAAUAAAAGGAAGAAAGAAAGGAAGUAAGAAAGAACGCGCGAACGAACCAUUCUAAUAAUAGGCUAAUGAGGUUAGGUGUCACGCCUCCUGAAGCAACACCGGCAGAGUGCCCUGCUGGGGGUAAAGCCGGCCCCUCGCCUCAGAGGCGCUCCUGAGACUCACUCGCACUCUGCACUCAGAGAGUCGAGCGGAGCGCUGGGGAACAUGGCUGCACACACAGCUCUCACUUUCGGGACUAUUUUCACCUCUCUCUCGGUCCUGCUGUGCGGGACCAGUGCGGAGCUGGUGACCGUGGUGGGGGAGAAAGUUGUACCGGAAUCUGCGCUCCAGAAACCCAAAAUCUUAAUAGCGAUUAUCGCGAGGAACAGCGCCCACAGUUUGCCCUUCUACCUGGGCUGCAUCGAGAGGCUGGACUACCCGAAGGACCGGCUCGCUAUCUGGGCGGCCACAGAUCACAACAUUGACAACACGACGGCGCUCCUGCGCGAGUGGCUGAGGAACGUGCAGGAGCUGUACCACUACGUGGAGUGGAGACCCAUGGAGGAACCACAGUCCUACACAGAUGAGAUGGGUCCCAAGCACUGGACGAGCUCCCGGUUCAACCACGUCAUGAAGCUGAGGCAGGCGGCACUGAAAGCAGCACGACAGCGUUGGGCAGACUACAUACUGUUUGCAGAUGCAGAUAACUUGCUGACCAACCGGCAAGUCCUGAACCUGAUGAUCGCAGAAAACAGGACCAUCGUGGCUCCGAUGCUGGACUCUCGCACCCUCUACUCCAACUUCUGGUGUGGGAUCACCCCCCAGGGCUUCUAUAAGCGCACCCCGGACUACCUCCCGAUCCGGGAGUGGAAGAAGCUGGGCUGCUUCGCGGUGCCGAUGGUCCACUCCACCUUCCUAAUCCACCUCCAGAGAGAGGCCACGCACAGCCUGGCCUUCCACCCCCCCCACCCCGACUACACCUGGGCCUUCGAUGACAUCAUGGUCUUUGCGUUCUCUGUGCGGCAAGCAGGAAUCCAGAUGUACCUCUCUAACAGAGAGCACUAUGGGUACCUGACCAUCCCUCUGAAGGCCCAGCAGACCCUGCAGGAUGAAGUGGACAGCUUCAUCCACGUCCAGAUCGAGGCUAUGAUCGACCGCCCUCCCAUUGAGCCCUCACAGCACCUGCACCUCCCCCCCAAGAGACUGGACCGGAUGGGCUUCGACGAGAUCUUCCUGAUCAAUCUGAAGCGCCGCAGGGACCGGCGGGAGAGGACUGAGCGCAGCCUGGAGGCUCAGGGGAUCAGCGCCACCGUCACUGACGCUGUGGACGGGAAGGCUCUCAACACGUCUCAGCUGCAGGCUCUGGGGAUCGAGAUGUUGCCCGGGUAUGAGGACCCCUACUCCCGGAGGGUGCUGACUCGGGGGGAGAUCGGCUGCUUCCUGAGCCACUACCACACCUGGAAGGAGACAGUGGAUCGAGGCUUGCAGAGUGUGCUGGUCCUGGAGGAUGAUGUGAGAUUCGAACCCCAAUUCAAGAAGAAGAUGAUGUUAAUGAUGGCAAACGUUAAGGGGGCCCAGCUGGACUGGGAUCUGAUCUAUGUGGGACGGAAGCGCAUGCAGCUGGAGCGUCCUGAGCAGGCCGUGGCGGGCGUGCCGAACCUGGUGGAGGCCGAUUACUCGUACUGGACUCUGGGCUACGCACUCUCCCAGCAGGGGGCGCUGAAGCUGCUGCGGGCCGAGCCCUUGGGGAAGAUGCUGCCCGUCGACGAGUUUCUGCCCGUCAUGUUCAACAAGCACCCCGUUAAGAAGUACAUGGAGCACUUUGAGCCGAGGGAGCUGCUGGCGUUCUCCGCGGAGCCCCUGCUGCUGUUCCCCACUCACUACACGGGCGAUGCCGGCUACGUGAGCGACACGGAGACCUCCACCAUCUGGGACAACGAGGGGGUGGAGACGGACUGGGACCGGCAGCACUCUCAACGCUCACGCAAGGCCAGGCAGCAGGGCCACAUCAGCACCGCGGGGCAGAACCACGUGGACAGCCCAGGGGCCACGGCCAGGGACGAGCUGUGAGGGACCCCAACCCUGCUGUCCUGAGACGAGAUGUGUCCGUCUCUCUACACACAUUUACAGCUGCUCCACAGACUGACUGGUCAACUGUAAUCUUCAUCUGAAAUGAAUUUCAUUUAAAGGGGGGGGCAGAUUCAGCUGGUCUCAGAACUCUGUCAAGCCGGGUCUUAAAGGAUCCAAGUGAUUCUGACUAGGCAGCCCAUUCCAUCCCCUCACCACUCUCUGUGAAGACGUGUCUCCUUCCCUCUGUCUCCUCUGUCUGUCUCCACACUGUGUUCCUCUGGUCCUGGUUUCUGUGCUUAAAGCAUUGGCUCAGGUUCUGCCCCCUGAUUCCUCUUUGUUCCAGGUUAAACAGACAGUUCUUUCAGCCUGUAGUAGCAGGAGUCUGAAUGAAUGCUCAGAUCAGGCCCCGCCCCUCUGCCCUGCUGUAUGAAUGAAUGCUCAGAUCAGGCCCCGCCCCUCCGCCCUGCUGUAUGAAUGAAUGCUCAGAUCAGGCUCUGUCCUGCUGUAUGAAUGAAUGCUCAGAUCAAGCCCCGCCCCUCCGCCCUGCUGUAUGAAUGAAUGUUCAGAUCAGACCCCGCCCCUCCGCCCUGCUGUAUGAAUGAUUGCUCAGAUCAGGCCCCGCCCCUCCGCCCUGCUGUAUGAAUGAAUGCUCAGAUCAGGCCCCGCCCCUCCGCCCUGCUGUAUGAAUGAAUGCUCAGAUCAGGCCCCGCCCCUCCGCCCUGCUGUAUGAAUGAAUGCUCAGAUUAGGCUCCGCCCUGCUGUAUAAAUGAAUGCUCAGAUCAGGCUCCGCCCCUCUGCCCUGCUGUAUAAAUGAAUGCUCAGAUCAGGCCCCGCCCCUCCGCCCUGCUGUAUGAAUGAAUGCUCAGAUCAGGCCCCGCCCCUCCGCCCUGCUGUAUGAAUGAAUGCUCAGAUCAGGCCCCGCCCCUCCGCCCUGCUGUAUGAAUGAAUGCUCAGAUUAGGCUCCGCCCUGCUGUAUGAAUGAAUGCUCAGAUCAGGCUCCGCCCCUCCACCCUGCUGUAUGAAUGAGUGCUCAGAUUAGGCUCCGCCCUGCUGUAUAAAUGAAUGCUCAGAUCAGGCCCCGCCCCUCCGCCCUGCUGUAUGAAUGAAUGCUCAGAUCAGGCUCCGCCCCUCCGCCCUGCUGUAUGAAUGAAUGCUCAGAUCAGGCCCCGCCCCUCCGCCCUGCUGUAUGAAUGAAUGCUCAGAUCACAGCUGUCUGUGCCCCACCCCAUCGUGUGUCCAGCCCACACCUGAAAUGAAAGUUGAUGUGUAUAAAAUAGUGAUGAAUUGUAACAGAAGUAAUUUAUGAGUCUAUAAUUGUGAUGCCUUUACUGUAAUGAUUGCUGGAUGAGUUGUUCAGAUGAACUGUGUUUACAGAGCUGCACGGAGAUGACAGUGCAGCCCGUCUCAGUAAAGUGCUGCUGCACA